Messenger RNA from Pangasianodon hypophthalmus (striped catfish), 1770 nucleotides. RefSeq names its product TLC domain containing 5a (gene tlcd5a). The transcript is spliced from 4 exons. The record is from RefSeq and is a predicted model, not a curated record. Lineage: Eukaryota; Metazoa; Chordata; Actinopteri; Siluriformes; Pangasiidae. Gene Ontology annotation, cellular component: membrane. The coding region runs from base 323 to 1054 and encodes 243 amino acids.
UUCUCUGCUAUGUACGAAUGCUGCUUUUGUUUGACGGUGACUCGCGCGCCGUCUCCAUGGAGAUGAGGGAGCGGAAGGCGGUGACAUGAUGAUGAGGCCCGGACACAGGCGGACGCGGCCAUUACUGCGAAGCCACCGAGCUACAAUGUAAUUCAGAUCUUCAGCGUUUCUCAAUCCCUGCUGUGCAACGCUACUGUGUUCCUACACACAUGCACACAUGGGAGUGGUCUGAGGUUGGAGUAGGACUCCCAGUAUUUGUGUGAUUGUAUAAAGCUUUGACAGUUUCGAAGUCUUCCCGGAGUCUCUCACCCACAGCUCAAAGAUGUCGCUGCUGGUUCUUGGAGUAGGUGUUUGCUUGGCCGGGUGGAUCGCUCUUUAUGCGCUGCUGUGUUACACAAACGGCUCUUGUGGGUAUGAAUGGAACUGUCGGCUGGUCACACUGUUUCACGGCAUCUUAGCAGUGUGUAUAACUGCCUACAUAGGCUACAUAGAUGGACCAUGGCCUUUCACCUACCCAGGCACGAAGAACACCCCUCUUCAAAUCACAGCAAUGGUGCUCAGUCUAGGCUACUUCAUCUUUGACAUGGCCUGGUGCGUGUACUUCCAGACUGAGGGUCUGGUAAUGCUUGCCCACCACACCAUGAGCAUUCUGGGUAUUCUGCUGACCUUGUGGCUGGGUGAGUCGGGCAUCGAGUCAUGCGCCGUGAUCUUUGGCAGCGAGAUCACCAACCCGCUGCUGCAGACCCGCUGGUUCCUGAAGCACUCUGGCCGCUACAACACUUUCCUGGGUGACUUUGUGGACGUCCUGUUCGUGCUCUUGUUUGUCAUUAUGCGAGUAUUCGUGGGCGGCGCCAUGCUGUACUGCGAGCUGAUCUCACCCAGGCCAAAGUUCAUUAUCAAGUGUGGUGGCGUGGCUAUGUACGUCUUAUCAUGGGUGUUCGUGGCUGAUAUUUUCCGUUUUGCAUACCGUAAAAGCAGUGUGAAAUUCCAGCACUGGAAGAAUCCUGUGCAAGUACGUGCUGAUAUCAACGGCCAAGAAAUUAAAAGGGACUAACAGGGAAGUCUCGGUUCUUUCCAGCCUGGACAUCAUUUCUAUCAGAAUCACUACACCUCUACAGUUGUUUAUCAAAUAUAAACUUUGUCUAACUUUGUUAACUGUGUUUUUUAUGAACAUGACUGUAGAGGAAUAUGACAGACACUGGUUUUUAUAACGGAUUUACACUUGAAAUAGUUGUUUAAGCCUAAUUGUUUAAGGAAAUAAUUGUAUUAAAUUUUUUUUACUUUAAUUUUUUAACUUUCCUAACAAAAUCUAACAUGGCCCAGUCUAUUUUAGUAGAAAUCUCAAAAGCCCUUUGAGCCUGAUCCUGUCGAGCGGCUCCUAAAUCACAUCAAGCAGGUCUGACCAGGAAAAGGUGUAUAAUGGUUUUAAGGUAAUAUGGUAAUUAUAUUAAAUUAUUUCAAAUGAAAUUUUUAAAUAACCCAAGGACUUGGAUGUUAAGCAUUUUUUGUGUUAUUUUAGAAAUCUGUAUUAAAAAUUUUUUUAAAUAAAUAACAACAGACUGUAAUAAUAAUAAACAACACACUGUGAAGCAUUCAGAAGUUUGCUUGCAUGAGAAAAAUGUUGGAAUUUUCUUUUAAGCCACAUUGAAGUUUUGACACUUUUUUAACUUGUGCAAUAUUAUGUGUACAUUUAUUGUGGUUUUUACAUUUUUGUAAAACUAAGGAUUUCAACUAAUUUUGACAGUGAUAAUAAAUGGAAGAAAAAAACAA